AUGGAGUCUGGACUCUACUGUAAGCAUAAGAAAUCACUUUUCCUGCAUUGCUCACCAGAAGCCAUGAAGCAGAACUGUUUCAAAUCCAAAUUGUUUCUGUUACAUUUCCUUCAUCUAUUUAAUCUUUUUCUGGUAAUCACCGCAGCUACUUCAGGUUUUGAAUCUGAUCGACUCGCUUUACUUGAUUUCAAGCAACGAAUAUCUCAAGAUCCCCUGCAUAUAAUGAGUUCCUGGAAUUCUUCUAUCCAUUUCUGCAAUUGGACUGGUGUUACCUGCAGUCCAACUACAGGAAGAGUCUCAAUCUUGAACUUGGAAUCGCAAAGCUUGGCUGGCUCCAUCCCACCUUCUAUAGGAAACCUUACAUCUCUCACUGCUAUCAACCUCGGAAACAACAGCUUCCGUGGAGAAGUUCCUCCUGAAAUAGGCCGUUUACUGCUCCUGCAGGAUCUCAAUAUAAGUCACAAUUACUUUGGUGGGAUUUUACCAAUGAAUUUAUCUCACUGUAAAGAACUUAGAGAAAUUAAUGCAGCUUACAACGAGUUUAUUGGGAAGAUUCCGGACCAGAUUGAUUCAUUGUUGAAAUUGGUAACGCUACGCCUUCCAGUUAACAAUCUUACAGGAAGAAUUCCCGCUUUGAUUGGGAAUCUUUCUUCUCUUUCCAGUCUGUCACUUGCGAGAAAUAAUUUACAUGGAAGGGUACCUGAGGAAAUAGGACUGCUAUCAGGCAUGAAAUUUUUUUCAGUUAGUGAAAAUAAUCUAUCUGGUACGAUCCCUUCUUCAAUUUAUAAUCUCUCUUCUAUAUACUUUUUCUCUGUGAGGAAAAACCAGCUGCAUGGGCAACUACCCUCAGAUGUUGGCCUCAGUCUCCCUAAACUUGAAGAAUUUCAUGGUGCUUCUAACUAUUUUACUGGAAGUAUUCCUGUAUCAUUGCCUAAUGCUUCUAACCUUCAGGUGAUUGAACUUUAUAAAAAUAGUUUCACCGGGACCAUUCCUGAAAAGUUUGGCAGUUUGCAAGGUCUAAUUUUGCUUGAUGUUCAUGCAAAUAGACUUGGAAAUGGAGAUCUUGAUGAUCUGACUUUUUUAUCUUCCUUGGCUAAUUGUUCAAAUCUUACAUAUUUAUCCCUAGCUGGAAAUCGUUUUGGAGGACAAUUGCCUAACUCCAUAGGCAACCUUUCAACUUCGUUGCAAACACUUUCAUUGGCAGUCAAUCUGAUUCAUGGAAAUAUCCCUGUUGAAAUUGAAAACCUUUUUAACUUAAUCCGUCUAGGAUUAAGAGAAAACUAUUUGAGUGGUCUUGUUCCUGAUGUUAUCGGCAGGCUGAAUAAUCUACAAGUGUUGACUAUGGAUGGAAACAAUUUUUCUGGUUUAAUUCCACUAUCCCUGGGUAAUUUAACUAAAUUAUUUUUCCUUACUAUGGGAAAAAAUAAUUUUCAUGGAAGCAUACCUCUGAGUCUUGGAAAUUGCCAAAAGUUGCAAGUACUACAUUUAUCUAGUAACAGGCUUAGUGGCACCAUACCCGAACAAGUCUUCAGUCUUUCUUCCCUUUCAAUCUAUUUUCGCUUGUCUGAUAAUCUUUUGACUGGUUCACUGCCACUUCAAGUGAGUAAUUUGAAAAAUCUUGCAGAAUUGGAUAUAUCCAAUAACAGAUUAUCUGGUGAAAUUCCUACAAGUCUUGAUAGUUGUACUAGUUUAGUGCGUCUGUAUUUGGCAAACAAUAUGUUUGAAGGGCCUAUUCCUCAGUCUUUCGAAUUUUUAAGAGGUUUAGAAGAACUAGAUCUCUCUUGCAACAACUUGUCAGGUCGAAUUCCUGAAUUUUUUGGCCAAUUUUCAACUCUCAAGUACCUUAAUGUUUCGUCUAAUAAACUUGAAGGUGAAGUACCCAAGGCAGGGAUAUUUGCAAAUGCAAGUGCGAAUAUUUCACUUGUUGGAAAUGGCCAGCUUUGUGGUGGUAUUCCAAAACUACUUCUACCUAUAUGCUCAACCCAAGUUUCUAAAAAGCAUAUUAAAAAGAAGGUAGUAAUCUCAACGACAAUUGGGGUAACAGGUGCAUUUCUGUUGUUGAUUGCUUUUGUUAUAUAUUACAAAAAGAAAUCUUCACAGCCAAGUUCCACCCCAUUUUCAAUUGACAGCCAACUACGUCUCUCCUACUGUGACAUUGUAAGAUCAACUGACAACUUUUCAAAUGAAAAUUUGCUUGGUGUGGGUAGUUUUGGUUCUGUCUACAAAGGUACUAUUCCUAGUGAUGAAAAAAUUGUUGCAAUAAAAGUGUUAAAACUUCAAAAUCAAAGAGCUUUAAAGAGUUUCAUUGAUGAAUGCAAUGCUUUAAAAAGCAUACGUCAUCGUAAUAUCCUCAAGAUAAUAACCGUUUGCUCAAGUGUUGAUUAUGAAGGUAAUGACUUUAAAUGUCUUAUUUUUGAGUACAUGUCUAAUGGAAGUUUGGAUAAGUGGCUACAUUCGGUUCCUAAUGACCAACUUGGUGGAGUCAAGAAUUUGAACCUUAUGCAGAGACUAAAUAUAGCAGUUGAUGUGGCUUCUGCUUUUGAUUAUCUCCAUCACCAUUGUGAGACACCAAUUGUUCAUUGUGAUAUUAAGCCGAGCAAUGUGCUACUUGAUAAAGAUAUGACAGCCCAUGUUAGUGACUUUGGAUUAGCGAGGUUUCUUUUUGAAGCAUCAGAUAAUUCCACGCAAAAUCAAAUAAUAUCAACUGGUACUCUAAGAGGUUCUAUCGGCUACAUUCCUCCAGAGUACAUGGAUGGUCAUGUUUCCAAGCUUGGAGACAUAUACAGUUAUGGUAUAUUAUUGCUGGAGAUGUUUACAGGUAAAAGACCGACAAAUGAAAUAUUUAAAGAUGAUCUGAACAUUCAUAUGUUCGUUUCAAUGGCCUUUCCAAACCAUGUCAUGGAUGUUGUUGACCCACGGUUACUGUCUGAAGAAGCAAAUGAAGAUGACGGAGCAGAAGAAUCCAUGAUCAUAAACUUUGAAUCUGAAAUGAAUAACAAAAAGAAAGUAGAAGAUUUCUUGGUUCCGGUAAUAAGAAUUGGGCUCAUAUGUUCCUCAACAUCUCCCAGUGAGCGGAUGGCAAUGAACAUUGUGGUCAACGACCUAAAAGCCAUUAGAGACUCAUUCCUCAGGUCUAACGAUAAAAACAAAGAAAGGAGGUAAAAGUAAUUAGCGGGGCCUGCAGGAAAGCUAACAGUCUAGCUCAAGUCGUUGCAUGAGAUCAAAUGGCAUUUCAAUCAUGUGGGCAUGGAUUGUGUUUACACAUUUAUUUUUAUUUAGUUUGAGACAUUGUUGAUGUUAUGCAUAUGUAUUUAUUAUUAUUAUGGAUUUCACACGCUUAGACUUUCUGGAUGACGUUUUAUUUAAUUAGGCGAUGAUGUUUUUAGUUUUUGA
Mangifera indica (mango) is the source of this 3393-nucleotide messenger RNA. Its product is annotated as probable LRR receptor-like serine/threonine-protein kinase At3g47570. The transcript is spliced from 3 exons. Gene Ontology annotation, molecular function: protein kinase activity; ATP binding; protein binding. NCBI's taxonomy places the organism in Eukaryota, Viridiplantae, Streptophyta, Magnoliopsida, Sapindales, Anacardiaceae. The coding region runs from base 1 to 3162 and encodes 1053 amino acids. The record is from RefSeq and is a predicted model, not a curated record. Gene Ontology annotation, cellular component: plasma membrane. Gene Ontology annotation, biological process: hormone-mediated signaling pathway; protein phosphorylation.